Messenger RNA from Orcinus orca (killer whale), 1757 nucleotides. It is a transcript of the gene CCNI2, whose product is annotated as cyclin I family member 2. The record is from RefSeq and is a predicted model, not a curated record. NCBI's taxonomy places the organism in Eukaryota, Metazoa, Chordata, Mammalia, Artiodactyla, Delphinidae. The coding region runs from base 87 to 767 and encodes 226 amino acids. The transcript has 3 exons.
CGUGGCAGCCCCAGCUGCAAGUCCCGGGCGCUGGGUUAGAAAAAGCCGGGCUAAGCCGGGACCCAGACCCGGGAUCUGGCGUUGCCAUGGCUUCCGGCGGGCGGCCAGCGCCGGAGACGUCCGCCUCGGAGAUAAGAUCCGUCCGGCGUCCAGGUGAGAGUCCGGACGAAAGUCUGGGCGAAACAGUCCUUCGCUGUCUUCUCCCGCCGCCUCCGCGGAACGUCUCUCUCCCCGCGGCGAUACGGAGAAGUUUCCCGGAGGCUUGCCUGCGCGGAGCGGUCAGUCUCCCGGAGCCGUCGUGGACCAGACCCACGCGGGGGGCAAUGCGGCCUCGGUCAGCUGCGCGCCCCGCCCCCGGCGCCGCUCUGGGGCCACCGCCCCCGCCGCCCCUGGUUCCCAGCCGGCCCGUGCUGGUGCCGAGCGACUGGGGAGGCGUUCUGGACGAGCGCCAGCUGGAUGCCCACCUGACCCAGGCCCAGGGCCGCGAGGCGCGCCUGUGGCUGGGGGGCCGAAUCCAGGUACCGGUUCCCGCGGGGGCCCCUCCCGAGAGCACGUUCAUCCUCCUCACGCGCGCACGGGACGCGGCCGGGUUCCACCUGCACCCGCCAUCAGGUGAGCCGCACCCUGGAGCACGCACCUUCCCCAGGUGCAUCCCCCGCACGAGGCAAGAGUCGAGAUUCGCCAGCUUGUCACUGAGACGGUGCUUCUCUACAGGUGGAGAUUUGCGAAGCUUUCCAGGAAGUCGUGUUGGGGCUCCUGAGAGUUGAGAACAUCUUUGACUUCUCCCAGACCACUUUUAACCUGGCUCUCACUAUCUUCAGCCGCCUCAUAGUUUCAGUAAAGAUAAAAAAGUGUUUACUCCAUUGUGUUACAAUUACUUCCUUGAGACUUGCUGCAAAAGUUAAUGAAGAAGAGGAGGUAUGCAUCCCUGGAAGCUCAUUCAGGGCUGCUUUUGAGGUAUAGGGGUGUGUAACGCUGGAAACACUCAAGUUUCCUGAAAGGUCUGUGACCUUGGGAAUGGGCAUUUUGGAAAAGUCAUACCUUCCAGGAUUUCUUCUGUCCCUUCCUUAGGCUUGUCAGACUUUGGGGCCCCACAAAUGGGUAAUUAGAAUAGCAGAAUUGUUCUGGCCCAGCAAACCCAGAGGUCUGACUUCCUAGCAGAUAUAAUCUUGCCUCAUUGGUUGAUGCCACAUGUCACCUCCCAUUAAGCAGAAGAAAAAGGCCUCCCAAACCAUAUGGCCUAAUGACCACCCCCAGAAACUACAUCUAAGAAAGCUGCUUGAGACUUAAGGACUUGGCUGUGUCAAAGAAACUGGUGUUCAGGGACUCUGGGACCCUUCUCCAAGAGGGGCAGGAGGGCCAUGUGCAGUGGGUGGAAGAGAAGCCCCCAUAAGUGCUUCAGGCUUGCUUGAACUUCUCAGUUUCACUGUGGCUUCUGUUCAGAAGAUCCUCUCCCAAUAUCCUUCCCAGACCUCCCUUCCUUCCUCCCUCCCUCCAACCUCUCCCCCUUUGGGGGAUAGUGGAACCACUGCCAUUUCUACAAGGUCUCCCUUGGCUGAUCUCAGGGUCCAUGGGGGCAGAAAAAGUCACUUGUGUGUCCAGUUCCAAACCUUCAAUAAAAUUUAUUUUAACCCUGUUUAUGAUUAUAUAAUAAUAGAUGCUUUUGUCCAACUAAAAAUCAAGUAAAUAACCUUUAAAAGAAAUAUUUCUAGAGGUUAUAGUAGUAAUACUACUAUACAGUUAUAUAGUAAUACUUU